Messenger RNA from Alosa sapidissima (American shad), 836 nucleotides. It is a transcript of the gene tspan36, whose product is annotated as tetraspanin 36. The record is from RefSeq and is a predicted model, not a curated record. Gene Ontology annotation, biological process: regulation of vascular endothelial growth factor signaling pathway; protein localization to plasma membrane; protein maturation. The coding region runs from base 100 to 828 and encodes 242 amino acids. The transcript has 7 exons. Gene Ontology annotation, cellular component: membrane. NCBI's taxonomy places the organism in Eukaryota, Metazoa, Chordata, Actinopteri, Clupeiformes, Clupeidae.
GCAACACCAUCGACUGCAGUGAGCGCAUGCAUAGUGGUUCAGUACACAAGAGAGAGAGCACUGUUCUUCAAACUGUAAACGUCUAUCGCCAGAUCAAAGAUGGACUGUGGAAUCUUCACAUCUAAAACUGUGCUGCUGUUCAUCAGCCUUAUAUUUUGGGCUGCAGGAGCGGCGUUGGCCUUUGUAGGAGCAUCUGUCAUCAAAAGUGUCGAUCAUUUUGAGAACUUCCUGGCCGACAAGUACACCCUCAUUCCUGCGGUCAUCAUCAUCUGUGUGGCUGUUCUGAUGUUUAUAAUUGGGAUUGUGGGAUGUUGUUCCACUUUAAGGGAGUCAAAGCUCGGGUUAGGCUUUUUCCUGAUCUGCAUACUGAUCAUCUUCGCAGCAGAAGUGGCUGCUUUAGUCUGCGGUUUCAUCUACAUGGGAAGGAUAAAUGGAAGCCUAGAGAAAUCGAUGACCACUGUGUUUGAGAAAUAUGAUGGACAGAAUCCAGAGAGUCGGACCGUGGACCUUCUGCAGUCUCAGCUUCAGUGCUGCGGUGUCAGCAACUACACUGACUGGACCAGCAUGCCCUGGUACAGCUCUCACAACAACACCGUGCCCCUGUCCUGCUGCAAGAACACCACCACCUGUACCGGAAGACCAGACCAGCCAGAUCAGCUCAAUACUCAGGGAUGUGAAAUCCAGCUGGAGAAGUUCCUCCAGAGUGUGUCCGGUUACGCCUUGCUGGUCAUCUUGGGUUUUGCCAUCGUCAAGUUCUUUGGGAUUAUCAGUGUCUGUGUGAUCACAUGCCGAAGCCGCAGAAAUGACUACGAGCAGUUCUACGCAUGACCUCAACA